Exophiala spinifera is the source of this 2919-nucleotide messenger RNA. RefSeq lists its product as uncharacterized. Gene Ontology annotation, molecular function: protein binding. Lineage: Eukaryota; Fungi; Ascomycota; Eurotiomycetes; Chaetothyriales; Herpotrichiellaceae. The record is from RefSeq and is a predicted model, not a curated record. Bases 1 to 2919 code for a protein of 972 amino acids. The transcript has a single exon.
AUGGAUCAUGAAGGAUUGUCAGGCUGGAGCGCUUCCAGAGAUGAUGUGGAAGGACUCUUCAGUGACUACGAACCCUCGGGUCCUAAUCCAGAAAACCAGAGGUCAGCUUGGAGGGACCCGAACAUUGUGGCUUCGCCUUUGCAGUCGUCGCAGUAUCUAGCGGAUACAUCUUUCUCCAGAGUUAUCAGGUCGCCGCUUCCACAGGUCACAGGUAGUCCUUCAAGGCCCUUAUCGCAACGAAGAGCUGCGUCUGCAAGCCAGGUUUUGGCAAGUAACUAUGGUGAACACAGCAUAUCGACAACUUCAUUCGAGCCUCCGCUUCGAUCUAUCUUCGUAUCUGGCCCUCCGACUGCUUCUAUCUCGGCAAAUACUGCCCUGGCAUCAAUGAGUGGUGCAAUCUCUUCCGGUACCACAGGACCUUUAGCGGCAUUGACACACGCUGGCGCUAGCCGUCGAAGCACUAGCCGGCACGGUGAUACUGUCCCUUCAACAUCUGUGAUAGCGAAGAGACAACCUCUCAACAGCUCGGAGAAAGACGUCGAUGACCCAACGACCAGCUCUGCGACAAAUGCUAUGGAUAUUGCCUCGGCAAGCACCCCAGCAACUGUCUCGGGACUAUUUGUACCUGGUGAUGCACGGAGCCCAAGUUUGUCCACAGGCCCAUCCUAUCUCCGCGCCAUUUCGGGCGUUGGCCGCAGUAUAGGUGACACCUCUACUCUGACCGGUCACCUAUUCCACGUUGGUUUUGAGGAAGGGCGCCACUCUGAUAUAACCGUGCACGCCUUCGGACAAGCAUAUAAACUUCAUAAACUGUUACUGGAUCGAGUCCCGUUCUUUGCUUCGGCGUUUUCGGGAUCGUGGGCAGAGAGUAGUGCCAAGGAAAUGACUAUAGUGCCUGAGGAUAUCGAUGCAAACAUUACAAAGACCGCAUUUGAGCUUGCCUUGAAGAGGAUAUAUGGCACACAGUUUCCACUACAAGAAGAAGAAGAAGCCAUUGGACUUUUCGCAACGGGCUGUUGGCUCGACAUGCCUGACCUGGUUGAUUCAUGCGUCGAAAGCAUUCUUCGCCAAAUGCAGCCAUCUACGCUUGCCAGCCUCAUCAAGCUCGUUACCAACAACUACUAUGGCAAACCGGGAGAUCGCAUCCUUGCCUCGGCGAAAGCUAUGUUGUGUAGGGACGGUUGGGAGAUGCCAUAUGAGUUCUGGGACGAGAUCCCUGCAGAGAUCAUUCGUGAAAUAGUCGGUGGUGACCCUUUCUUCGUGCCUGGAGAAUGGGACCGAUGGUACUUGGCGGUGAAGCUCCUCAACCGUCGUCUUAGAGCCAAAGCCGUCGAGAAUGGCCUCGUGUCUCUCGGAGGACGAUACAUCCAUCCCAAGCCGAAUAGCCUGAGGUUUUUUGCCGUGAGAUUUGAUGCCCCGUACCGGAUUGCGGGUAACAACCGGUAUGUGUCUGAAAAGGACGACGCAUGGAUUGCGUUGUAUACCACACCCGAGGUCGCACCGCUGUUGGUCCUUCUUGAUGAAGGAAUCCACUACGUGCAUCUCCGAUUCGAGCAGCUGCAGCAGAUUCGCUCUCACCGCGACAUUCUUGGGGUUCCCAUACUACCAGAAAAGGUGAUAUCUGAUGCUUUGUGGAUGUCCAUGGAGCUUCGUCAGAAGGUUCUCAACGCCCGAGACGCAGAUAUUGAGCUAGGAUUGAGCGAAGUUGCGGACGAUUAUGAAGUUGUUGUCGGAGAACAAGAGGCCUCGGCCUUGGUCAAAGGCAAGGCAAGGGAGCAAGACGAGAUGAGUGAAAUUGGUCUGGAGAUGGAGUCUGGUUCCUGGGACGGCAACGGCAAACCGAGGAAGUUCUGGAUCCCUGGUCACGAUGUGUCCUGCGUGAUGGGUGGGACUCGCGAGGCCUGUAGUGCAUCGAACGCAACAAUUGGCGCCGACUGGAGCACGAAUGCAGCCAGGCUGUCGGCAAGCCUCGAGCCAACAGACGUGGCAUGGGCUUUCGACUUCACCGGCCAAAACGUGAUUGAAGGUGGCAGGCCUCCUUCACGAAACUAUUCGCCAGAGGACGCACCACGCUUUAGCCAUUAUCCUCCGUUUCGCUUCUCUGCAGAGUUCCCCAACCCGAGGUCCCUCAAGGAGAAAAAGCGUAUCUACUCGCAGACGGUGUGGUACGCAGGGAGUCUCUGGAACCUCUACAUUCAACGCGUGAACAAUUCCAAAUCGCAACAACUCGGAAUUUACCUCCAUCGUGCAAAGGAUAAGGAUCCCAAUGAUGAUCCACUGGCUCAGUUCAUUCCUGCCACCGUCGACGAUCGAAUAGGACAGCUCGAGCGCGAGAUGCUGCUUCGGAAGAACGAACGGCGCAACCAGAUCUGGAGGAUCAGUGAGGCUACUGCUCGGGGGUCGGAACCUGAUCGAGAGGAUACCCCUUCGACAUCUACCGAGUUUGAUCCUGGGACCGCCGCCCGCUUUGGCGACACAGAAAGCUCACCUGCCGAGAGUCGAAAAGGCGGAAGUGUACCCACCACCACCACCACCAACAACAACAACAAAACUUCACACAUGCCGAGCAACACGGUGGAGCCUGGUGGGGAAGCCAGCGUUCCAGGUUCGCAGAUGCUGGAUGAAGACGAAGAAGACGAAGAGCUCGUGCGCAGAAACCGGAAAUACAAUGUUUCCACGAUGCCCCCUUAUAUGGACUCGCGGCCCACGAUCCGGACCUAUUUCAAGAUAUAUUCGCCUAGCAAGGCUGGUCGGCUGUUGAGCAUUUACGAGAGCGCUCCGGAUCGGUUCGACGUAAGCAAGAGCUGGGGGUGGAAGAGUAGCCAGAUGCAACUCGACGAUGGGAUGGGUGGGCUGGACGCCAACAAGAGCAGCAAGGACAACAAAUUGCGGUAUAUGGUUGUGAUUGGGAACGUUUGA